AUGGCGAUCAGCCCCAGAUUCAGUCGCUCCGAUCGCGAGUUUGAGGAUGUCACGAGCUCGUUGAACUUCGAUUCGGCCGAUUGUCAUAUCGUAGGUGGAUGCGAUCUUCGCUGGAAGCCCAAUACGAAUCGAUCCUCCGCUUCUCUGCGUCCCUCUCUCCCACCCAACGCUCACGAUGCGGCCGAGACUCUGAACCUGUCGAGAUCAAGUCCAUUUGGCCCCCUGAGCGAGCAUUCCAGUCGGCGUACCUUUGCUUAUCUCAUCGCAACGCUCAAUGCCAGCCAUCCAGACUACGACUUCUCACAUGUCCUGCGACCCACUGAUUUCCACCGUGAGCGGCAUAUGAAGCGCGUGAUGAAUACGGUCAACUCGACACUGUUCAACCUGCGUCCUCGCGAAUCAAUUGAUCUCUCCCCGUCAUCACCUGCCACUCUCUCCGGAUCGUACAAUACCGGUGCUCCUGCCUGGGGCCCCCGAAUGUGGCGGAUCAUGGAUGAGCACAUGUCGCUGAAGGAGUGCGCGAUCUACUCGUACUCCCCGGAGGAGGACCCGUCCGACGCCGAUGACGGAGCGAUCUGGAGCCUCCACUACUUCUUCUUCAACCCGCUGCGAAAACGUGUCUGUUAUCUCUAUCUGCGCGCAAUCCCCAUUCUCAGCCACACACCGCCCGACGAUAACGAUAACCUCUCCACAUCGACAGGCAAGCGGACCUUCGACGACGGCUAUUUGACGCCCGACUUGAGCUCAAGCAAGCGAGCCCGGUACUGGCUCGGGAGUCGGGCGGAGACCUCGCUGCAUCAUGCCGAGAGUGUGGAUGAUGACGACCAGUACAUGCUCAGCGACGAGGAAUCCCGCUCGCGCAGAGGUAGUAAAGGUAUGGUCCGGGCGAUGAGUGAGGAGCUUGUGGAUACUAUGGAGAUUUGA
Molecule: messenger RNA, 924 nt
Organism: Penicillium canariense
Lineage: Eukaryota; Fungi; Ascomycota; Eurotiomycetes; Eurotiales; Aspergillaceae
Product: RNA polymerase III-inhibiting protein MAF1
Exons: 3
Coding region: 1-924 (307 amino acids)
Biological process (GO): negative regulation of transcription by RNA polymerase III
Cellular component (GO): nucleus
Molecular function (GO): RNA polymerase III core binding
Source: RefSeq, a predicted model, not a curated record